CUCUGCUUUCAUUUUUCCCUUUUUCUUUUCUUUAGAUUUUUUCACUAGACUUCAGGGCGACAAUGACUAGAAAGCUAAUCAGUGCUCAAGAACACGAAGAAUUCCUGGAUAAGUUUGAUAAUUACCUCUUUGACUGUGAUGGUGUACUUUGGCAUGGUAAUGUCCUUAUUCCUGGUGUCCUUGAAGCCAUGAAAAAACUACGUGAAAAAGGGAAAAAGAUCUACUUUGUCACCAAUAAUAGUACUACCUCAAGAGCAUCCUUCCUCAAGAAAUUCGAACGAUUGGGUAUACAAGCAGAUAUAGAAGAAAUUUUUAGUUCUGCCUUCGCUACUGCUUCAUACUUGAAAAACGUAUUAAAAUUUCCUGAAGAUAAGAAGGUAUAUGUCAUUGGUAUGUCUGGUAUUACUGAAGAACUGGCCCAUGAAGGUAUCCAAAGCUGUGGUGCAGAAGCUGACAGUGGAUUGAUAGACAAUGAUCCUAUUCCUGAUGAUCCUUCUAUUGGUGCUGUGGUUGUGGGAUUAGAUACUCAAGUCAAUUACAAGAAAUAUGCCAAGGCUUUUACCUAUCUUCGAAACAAUAAAGAUAUUCCAUUCAUUGCCACUAAUGAAGAUACAACUUUCCCAAUUCAUGGCUCUCUUCAUCCUGGUGCUGGUUCCAUUGCAGCUCCUCUUAUCACCGCACUAAAACGACGACCUGAUAUUGUUCUUGGCAAGCCUGCUCAAAACAUGAUGGAAGCUAUUUUUGUUCAGUACAAUUUGGAAAAAUCAAGAACAUGCAUGAUUGGUGAUCGAUUAGAUACAGAUAUUGAUUUUGGUUUGAAAGGUGGUUUGGAAACCUUAUGUGUUUUGACAGGUGUGUCUUCUGAACAAGAACUUUUGGACCCUGAAAACAAGAUCAAACCAACUUAUUAUGUAGAUAAAUGGAAGGAAGCCUUCUCUUUAUACGAUAAGAAGGGAAAUAGUACCGUAUCUUCUACCAAUCUUGGUGAUCUGUUACGUGGUCUCGGACAAAACCCUACUCAAGCAGAAGUGCGAGAAUUGAUCAAGUCUGUAGGUGGCAGUGAUAAGCAAGAGGUGGAUAUUGACUUUGGUACCUUUUUGACCAUUCUCACUCGUCCAGAUGGAUUCAAGCCUGCUGGAUCUUCUCAAGAAUUUAUUCAAGGUUUCCAAGUUUUUGAUAAGGAAGGUGAUGGCUAUAUCUCUGCUGGUGAACUUCGUUAUGUCUUGACUAACCUUGGUGAAAAACUUUCUGAUGAAGAAGUCGAUGAACUUUUGAAAGAAGUCGAAGUUGGUAAAGAUGGUCGUAUCAACUAUGUCGACUUUGUCACUUUGGUGUUGUCCAACUAGAUAUUGUCUUUUCUAAAAUUUCCCUUACUACCAUCCUCUUUAUCUAGUUAUUUAUUAUACGUUUUUGAAUCCCCCCACCUGUUAUCCUUUUUUUGUUUGUGAUCAACAUUAUUUAUUGAAAUAAAGCUAUUGUAUACCGAUCAGCAAUU
This is a messenger RNA of Halteromyces radiatus, 1495 nucleotides long. Its product is annotated as HAD-like domain-containing protein. The record is from RefSeq and is a predicted model, not a curated record. Bases 63 to 1346 code for a protein of 427 amino acids. The transcript has 11 exons. NCBI's taxonomy places the organism in Eukaryota, Fungi, Mucoromycota, Mucoromycetes, Mucorales, Cunninghamellaceae. Gene Ontology annotation, molecular function: calcium ion binding; alkaline phosphatase activity; phosphoglycolate phosphatase activity.